Molecule: messenger RNA, 6156 nt
Organism: Odobenus rosmarus divergens (Pacific walrus)
Lineage: Eukaryota; Metazoa; Chordata; Mammalia; Carnivora; Odobenidae
Gene: RAPGEF6
Product: Rap guanine nucleotide exchange factor (GEF) 6
Exons: 28
Coding region: 210-5030 (1606 amino acids)
Biological process (GO): positive regulation of ERK1 and ERK2 cascade; small GTPase-mediated signal transduction
Molecular function (GO): protein binding; guanyl-nucleotide exchange factor activity
Source: RefSeq, a predicted model, not a curated record
CCCGUGCGGGCUUCCCUCUGGCCAGUCGCGCGUGGGCUGAGGCCCUGGGCGGGCGUUGCGAAGGCUUGUUUGCUCAAGCGCUGACCCUGGGGCGGUCAGGAGUUCUCUACCUCGGGGGUGGAGGGUGCAGACCCCGUACCUAAGGUGAAUGUGCUGUCUCGUGGACUGCUAAGGACAGGCUGGGGAGCAGGGGGGCCGGCGCCGCGGCCAUGAACUCACCCGUGGACCCCGGCGCUAGGCAGGCGCUGAAGAAGAAGCCUCCCGAGCGGACCCCCGAGGAUUUAAAUAUUAUUUAUUCUUAUCUUCAUGGAAUGGAAAUAUUAUCAAAUCUCAGGGAACAUCAGCUUAGAUUAAUGUCUGCAAGAGCACGCUAUGAGAGAUACAGUGGCAAUCAAAUUCUUUUUUGUUCAGAAACUGUUGCCAGAUGUUGGUAUAUCCUGCUUUCUGGAUCUGUGCUUAUGAAAGACUCCAUGGUCUUGCCUCCUUGCAGUUUUGGUAAGCAGUUUGGAGGAAAAAGAGGAUGUGAUUGUCUUGUAUUAGAGCCUUCAGAAAUGAUUGUGGUAGAGAAUUCCAAAGAUAAUGAAGACAGUAUUCUACAAAGAGAAAUUCCUGCCAGACAGUCUCGACGAAGGUUUCGGAAAAUUAAUUAUAAAGGAGAGCGCCAAACUAUUACUGAUGAUGUGGACAUUAACAGCUAUCUUUCUCUUCCGGCCGAUCUUACCAAGAUGCACAUCACAGACAACCCUCAUCCGCAGGUGACUCAUGUGUCUUCUAGUCAGUCUGGUUGUAGCAUCGCCAGUGACUCUGGGAGCAGCAGUUUAUCUGAUAUCUAUCAGGCUACGGAAAGUGAGGUAGGAGAUGUAGAUUUAACACGUCUUCCAGAAGGACCCGUUGAUUCUGAAGAUGAAGAAGAGGAAGAUGAAGAGAUUGAUCGAACAGAUCCACUACAGGGGCGAGAUCUUGUUCGAGAAUGUCUCGAGAAAGAACCUGCAGACAAAACUGAUGAUGACAUUGAACAAUUACUGGAGUUUAUGCACCAGCUCCCUGCUUUUGCAAACAUGACCAUGUCUGUAAGGAGAGAACUCUGCUCAGUGAUGAUUUUUGAAGUGGUAGAGCAGGCUGGAGCUAUUAUUCUUGAAGAUGGGCAAGAGCUUGACUCAUGGUAUGUUAUUUUAAACGGCACUGUAGAAAUCACUCAUCCAGAUGGAAAAGUUGAAAAUCUCUUUAUGGGAAAUAGUUUUGGAAUUACUCCCACUCUGGAUAAGCAAUACAUGCAUGGAGUUGUUAGGACUAAAGUAGAUGAUUGUCAGUUUGUCUGCAUAGCCCAGCAGGAUUAUUGGAGAAUUUUAAAUCAUGUGGAGAAAAAUACCCAUAAAGUUGAGGAAGAGGGAGAAAUUGUUAUGGUGCAUGAGCACCGUGAACUAGAUCGGAGUGGAACCAGGAAAGGACACAUUGUAAUCAAGGCAACACCUGAGCGUCUCAUUAUGCAUUUAAUAGAAGAACAUUCUAUUGUGGACCCAACUUAUAUAGAAGAUUUCCUACUAACUUACAGGACAUUUCUUCCAAGUCCUUUGGAUGUUGGGAUCAAACUACUGGAAUGGUUUAAAAUUGACAACUUACGGGAUAAGGUAACACGGAUUGUGUUAUUAUGGGUAAAUAAUCAUUUUAAUGAUUUUGAAGGUGAUCCUGCUAUGACUCGAUUUCUGGAGGAAUUUGAAAAAAAUCUGGAAGAUACAAAAAUGAAUGGUCAUCUCCGGUUAUUGAAUAUUGCCUGUGCUGCAAAGGCCAAAUGGAGACAGGUGGUGCUGCAAAAGGCUUCCCGGGAGUCCCCUCUACAUUUCAGCCUUAACGGAGGGAGUGAGAAGGGGUUUGGUAUUUUUGUUGAAGGAGUAGAACCUAGUAGCAAAGCUGCUGAUGCUGGACUGAAACGUGGUGAUCAGAUAAUGGAAGUAAACGGACAAAACUUUGAAAAUAUUACAUUUGUGAAGGCCCUUGAAAUUUUAAGGAAUAAUACUCAUCUUGCACUUACUGUGAAGACCAACAUUUUUGUGUUCAAAGAGUUACUUAGUAGGACUGAACAAGAAAAAUCUGGUAUUCCUCAUAUUCCUAAAAUUGCUGAAAAAAAAAGUAAUCGCCAUUCAAUCCAGGAUGUACCAGGAGAUAUUGAACACACAUCACAGGAGAAAGGAAAUAAGAAAAUAAAAGCAAACACUGUUUCAGGUGGAAGAAACAAAAUCAGGAAAAUUUUGGAUAAAACACGGUUUAGUAUCUUACCUCCAAAACUGUUUAGUGACGGAGGCCUGAGCCAAUCACAAGACGACAGCAUUGUAGGAACAAGGCACUGCCGGCACAGUCUGGCUAUAAUGCCUAUUCCUGGAACACUCUCAUCCAGCAGCCCCGAUCUCCUGCAGCCUACCACCAGCAUGUUGGAUUUUUCUAAUCCUUCAGAUAUUCCUGAUCAAGUUAUAAGAGUUUUCAAAGCAGAUCAACAAAGUUGCUACAUUAUCAUCAGUAAAGACACUACAGCUAAAGAAGUUGUUUGUCAUGCUGUUCAUGAAUUUGGUUUGACGGGUGCGUCCGACACAUAUUCUCUCUGUGAAGUUUCUGUUACUCCUGAGGGUGUCAUAAAACAGAGAAGACUUCCAGACCAAUUCUCCAAAUUAGCUGAUAGAAUUCAGCUCAAUGGAAGGUAUUAUUUAAAAAAUAACAUGGAAACAGAAACCUUAUGUUCAGAUGAAGAUGCUCAAGAACUAGUUAAGGAAAGCCAACUCUCCAUGCUGCAGCUCAGUACCAUUGAGGUGGCCACUCAGCUGUCAAUGAGGGACUUUGAUUUGUUUCGUAAUAUUGAGCCUACUGAAUACAUUGAUGACCUUUUUAAGUUAGAUUCCAAAACAGGAAAUACUCACUUAAAAGAGUUUGAGGACAUUGUUAACCAGGAAACAUUCUGGGUUGCCUCAGAGAUUUUAACUGAAUCGAAUCAGCUGAAACGAAUGAAGAUUAUUAAGCAUUUUAUUAAAAUUGCACUUCAUUGUCGAGAAUGUAAGAACUUCAAUUCCAUGUUUGCAAUAAUAAGUGGCUUGAACCUGGCAUCUGUAGCACGACUCAGAGGUACUUGGGAAAAAUUACCAAGCAAGUAUGAGAAACACCUCCAAGAUCUACAAGACCUUUUUGAUCCAUCUAGAAACAUGGCAAAAUAUAGAAAUAUUCUUAGUAGUCAAAGCAUGCAGCCUCCAAUUAUUCCACUCUUCCCUGUUGUCAAGAAAGAUAUGACAUUUCUACAUGAAGGAAAUGACUCCAAAGUAGAUGGUUUAGUGAAUUUUGAGAAGCUAAGAAUGAUUGCCAAGGAAAUCCGGCAAGUUGUUCGAAUGACUUCUGCUAACAUGGACCCAGCUAUGAUGUUUCGACAGAGGUCACUGAGUCAAGGCAGCACAAACUCGAACAUGCUGGAUGUUCAAGGAGGUGCACACAAAAAAAGGGCACGUCGCAGUUCUCUACUUAAUGCCAAGAAGCUAUACGAGGAUGCCCAGAUGGCAAGAAAAGUGAAGCAGUAUCUUUCCAGUCUGGAUGUAGACACAGAUGAGGAAAAGUUUCAGAUGAUGUCAUUGCAGUGGGAACCUGCCUAUGGUACCUUGACCAAGAAUUUAAGUGAGAAAAAAUCAGCCAAAUCAUCAGAAAUGUCUCCAGUGCCUAUGAGAUCGGCAGGCCAAACAGCUAAAGCACAUUUGCAUCAGCCCCACAGAGUAAGCCAGGUGCUCCAAGUGCCAGCUGUUAAUUUGCACCCGAUCAGGAAGAAGGGACAAACCAAAGACCCUACCGCAUUGAAUACAAAUUUACCUCAGAAAGUUUUAGGAACAACUGAAGAAAUAAGUGGUAAGAAACAUCCAGAAGAUACUAUCUCUGUGGCAUCAUCUUUACAUUCUAGUCCUCCUGCAUCUCCUCAAGGUUCCCCUCGCAAAGGUUAUACACUUAUACCAUCAGCUAAAUCUGACAACUUGUCUGACUCCAGCCAUAGUGAAAUUUCUUCACGAUCCAGCAUCGUGAGCAAUUGUUCUGUUGACUCCAUGUCUACAGCUCUGCAGGAUGAACGGUGUUCUUCACAGGUUGUGGUGGUCCCUGAGUCCACUGGGCGUUUGGAAAAGACAGAACACUCCUCAGGGAUAGGAGAUCAUACUCAACUUGGCCCUGGGUGGACGUUGUCAAAGCCAUCUCUCGUCAAGAGUUUAGCUGUCUCUGCUUCUUUGAGUAAUGAAGAGAUUUCUCAUGAACACGUCAUUUUAGAAGCAGCGGAUAGUGGUCGUGGAAGUUGGACUUCCUGUUCAAGCAGCUCCCAUGACAACUUCCAAAGCCUUCCAAACCCAAAAGGCUGGGAUUUUUUGAACUCUUACCGACAUACCCAUUUGGAUGGCCCCAUUGCUGAAGUUGAACCCCCUGACUGUGAGCCCUAUUCCUGCCCUAAAGGCUGUUCUAGAACUUGUGGUCAGUGUAAAGGAAACCUAGAGGCUAAUCAGAUGAGACAGAGUUGGGCCUCCUCCAGUUCUCUGUCUGAUACACAUGAACCAAACUAUGGGACAGUUAAACGGAGAGUGUUGGAGAGCAUCGCACCUGAGUCCUCUGAAGGCUUGGACCCCAAGGAUGGCACUGACCCAGUUUACAAAACUGUUACUUCAAGUACAGAAAAGGGCCUGAUAGUGUACUGUGUCACCUCACCCAAGAAGGAGGAUAGGUAUAGGGAGCCACCUCCCACUCCUCCAGGAUACAUGGGGAUUUCUUUAGCGGACCUAAAGGAAGGACCCUACCUACACCUAAAACCUCCAGAUUAUAGUGUGGCAGUGCAGAGGUCAAAGAUGAUGCAUGACAGCCUCUCUAGACGGCCACCAGCUUCUCUCGGUAGCAGCCCCGUGGCCUGUGUUCCAUCGAGGAUUGUAACUCAGCCUCAGAGGCAUAUUUUGCAGCCGUCCCAUCCUAAACUAGCAGAUGUGACUGAUGCAGAUAGCGAAGCAGAUGAAAAUGAACAGGUCUCAGCAGUGUAACCUUUGGAGGACCUGCUUGAAGUUUACCGAAAGCCAUUGAGGAAGGAGUGGGCAGAAGCGCCUCAUGAUUCCGCAGGCCGUUGUUGCCAACGAACAGCUUGCCGCCGCUGCUGACCCAGAGGUCUCUUUCCCUGUACUCUGAGCGAUGACCUAGCCCCGAAUGAUGCUUCCUCUUAUCGAAUCCUUGCACAUGCGGAGUUUCCUCAGCUAUGGAUGUUGUGCCUGGAAACCAGUCUUCACUUCGCACACCAGACCUGCCUUGGGACCACAGUUACUAGAACAGGUUCAAACUCAGAGUCCUCCCUAUGUAUAUCAGUAUAGAUUUUUCUUUAACAAGUUAUUUUUAAGAUAGUAGUUUAGUAGUUUUUCCAAGCCAUAGCUUGGGUUAACGGACAAAUUCAAAAAUGUCUGCCAGUACCAAGGAUAUUCUUGUGUAUUUGAAAAGUAACUUAUUAUUUGAAGUUUUGUGGUUUUCUUUGUUUUGGGGAGCUGUCAUUAGCGGAUGUUUAUGUUUGAGGCCAUUAAACUGUCUCUGGUCUGACCAGACUGAAGUCAUCUUUACAGGAUGAUACACUUAAUCUGUACAGAGAUGAACUUGAUCUGUAGCACCAGUGCAAUGUAGGGUCGGUCUCCAUUUGAGUGGGAUAGGAAGCCAUUUGUGGUUGAGGAGUUAGGAAGGAAGAUACUGCAGUCAGCUGAUUUGGAAGGCCAAAUGAAGCUGCCACGGGUUUUCUUAUCGGUCCUUUGGGACAGGGAGGCUGUGAUUGGGUGGGUAGCCACUCUCAUCUCCAAAGAAUGAAAUUUUAUCUUAACAUGUAUACCAGUCCUUUCUGAAGUGAAAGUCAUGCUGCAUCUAACUAAAAGUAUAAAUCCAUUAAGUAGAAAAUGAGUUCAGGAGAGUUCUGCAGAAUCCCAAAACAAAAAUUUUUCACUGCUCAAAUGUGGAGUUCUUUUUUAAAAAGGAAAUGCAAUUAUUGGUGUGUAACCAUGGAAAUGAAUUCAUCUGCAUGUAUGUUCUGCAGCCGCCCCUGCACCCCAUCUCAGCAUGAGGCUGUGUUCAACACUGAACGACCCUGCAGCCCCCAGCUGCCUGCAAGAAAGCUCAUGAGCACACCGAGGUGAUAAG